AUGAACAUCAACCAAACCAACAGCAGCAGCAGCAGCCUCUCAACCCGAAUCUCCCUCCGCUGGCUCCCCGACCCCGCCUUCGAAAACACCGACACCAUCGUCCUGUCCCUAAUGGGUUGGUACGUCGACCUCCGCGUCGACAAAUCCACCGGUAAAAUGGACUGGUCGAUCGCUGGCCAACGCAUCGUAGAAAGCCAAGAGCCACUACGCGUGCUUUUCACACACGCCAUCGACUCGCAUAAUGCGUUUGAGGCUUUGGAUUGUGGAACUUUUACCCAGCUGCCGAACGGGGAUGGUCUUGAGACUGGGUCGAUGCCGCGUUGGGACUUGCCUGGUAAGCCGGUUAGGGAGUAUGAGGAGGUGUGGCGGGAGUUAGCCUUCAGAGAGGGGCCUGAGGGGCCGGGGAGGGGAGUUUCGUGGGUGCUGGAGGCGAGGGGGGAUGAGCAGGGGGUGAGCGGUCAGGAUGCGAGUACGGUGACGAGGAUGUUCAUUGCGAGGAUCUGGGGGACUUAUGUUGCGCUGCGCCAGGAGCAGAUGCACUCCGGUGGAGACUCGAAGGCUGAAGUCAAGGAUGGAGGGGAGGUUAGUGCAAGACGCGAGGAAUGGGACUCUACUUCUGGGUGGAAGACGAAGUACGUCCUUGGCCCGGAUGCCGAUAAAUUACCCUCCAUGACGACGAUUGACACCGGAGAUGGAGAUUGGAGCAUCGGCAGCGAAGUGGUGCUGAGCGGCCAACCAUACAUUGUACGAGCGUUUGAACGAAUUAAACAAGAAUGA
Aspergillus fischeri NRRL 181 is the source of this 777-nucleotide messenger RNA. RefSeq lists its product as uncharacterized. The transcript has 2 exons. Bases 1 to 777 code for a protein of 258 amino acids. NCBI's taxonomy places the organism in Eukaryota, Fungi, Ascomycota, Eurotiomycetes, Eurotiales, Aspergillaceae. The record is from RefSeq and is a predicted model, not a curated record.